AUGGCACCUGAGACAUGGCCUGAAGAUACGGCACACGAGCAGCGUGCACCAGCCCUUUGCUCUGUGGACCGCAUACUACAGUGGCUGAAUGAGCACUUCCAACAGUUCUGGGUAGCCCUGGAGAACCACCAAUCAUUAAAACCGCUCCGAACCUUGAGUAAGAAAACAGAGCAGAGAGAAACGGAGGGAGCAGAGGACCCCCUCUGGCCUAAUGCAACCAGACAAGCCUGCACCUCAUAUCACUAGCCCACCUGGGCGGAGAGACGUCCACCACAUACGGCGGCAGACCAUCAUGUCCCCCCGUUACUCCCACCAUGGGAAGGACUCCGUCCAUAGAGGAGACCGGGUCCGUGGUUGAAGGAUAUAGGCCUUCAUACUGGCCUGGGGCUGGAGGGAGGACUCACCUCGCCCCCGACGAACCACCACCUCUGUAUCCUGUCCUGUAACAAGCGCAGCUGGCUGCACACAGGGCCCAGAACGAGGGCGCACCGCACAUGAGGCUUGUUGCUGGACCACCUUUGAUGGACUCAAUCACACUCUACAAGCAAUGCCCAGCCGAGGAAUUGGAUGAAAAUCUUGCCAAGGAGACGGACUGUUCCACAGAGGCCAAGCACACGACCCUCCUGCAACCGGCCUAG
Pelobates cultripes (western spadefoot toad) is the source of this 638-nucleotide messenger RNA. NCBI's taxonomy places the organism in Eukaryota, Metazoa, Chordata, Amphibia, Anura, Pelobatidae. The record is from the annotation of a GenBank genome assembly.